Molecule: messenger RNA, 2298 nt
Organism: Symsagittifera roscoffensis
Lineage: Eukaryota; Metazoa; Xenacoelomorpha; Acoela; Convolutidae
Product: serine/threonine kinase-like domain-containing protein STKLD1
Exons: 4
Coding region: 35-2002 (655 amino acids)
Biological process (GO): protein phosphorylation
Cellular component (GO): nucleus; cytoplasm
Molecular function (GO): protein kinase activity; ATP binding
Source: RefSeq, a predicted model, not a curated record
GUGAAAUGUUACGCCAAAUGUUUUUGCAGUUAAUAUGUCGAAUGUUACUGUUCAAAAUGCUAUUGCGUGGGGUGUACAAGGUAAAGUGUGCAGAGGGGUGGUAAACAGCGAAGAUGAAAGUAAAUUCGACUGUAUUGUGAAAGUGAUUGAAUGUCCAGAUCUUAACUAUGGGAAUAAGUUGUUCAAUCAGCUAAUGAAGUUAUCUGAACUCGAUCAUAAAGGUGUGCUUGUGCCUGAAGAUGUCUUCCUCUCUUGGGAAGAAUCGACCUCAAGUGUCAAUGUCAACAUAGUGUACCCAGACCUUCCCGAUCCUUGUAGUUUGCAUGAACUUAUUUCGAAUCACAUUGAUCCAAGUGAAACACCAGGUGAAAAUAUAGAUAUUCCAAUUGCCCAGGUUCAUAAAGCCGUUGGGGAAAUAAUUAGUGCGCUGAGCUUCAUAAAGUCAAGUGGCUUUCUUCAUUUAAAUUUGAAGCCGUCCAAUGUGUUCAUUCAGUCAGGACAUUUUAUGGUUGGUGACUUCGGAUUGCCCGCUCUAUUGUCGGACAUUGCCACUCGUACUAGAACAACCGAAGGGAUACUAUACAAGUUUACUGAAUUGGAGUACUUGUAUCGGAUUGUUGAGGAACCAAAAGAUCUCCAUCGCUACCAUCCGCCUGAAUUGAAAAGUAUGUCUGGAUCCCGGAUGUACGAUAGUAAAACGGAUGUGUACGGUUUGGGCUUACUGAUCUACCAGAUGCUGUUUCUUAAAUUGGAGGUUCCAGAUGAUAUUUCCGAUUGGCAUCGCAAUGCAAAGGACAUUGAAGAUCCUAUUUUGCGGGGAUUGUUUCUGAAGUGCGCUGAUCCCGAAUACGAGACUCGCCCUACAAUUGACGAACUCGUUGACCUGCCUGAAGUUCAGCAUUUAAUGGAAGUUGCGGAAAGAGAGCGAAUUGCAAACAAGCGACUCAAGAGUGCCUCAGUUCCUCACAAAAUAGUACCUGUGGAUUCACCGGCUGAAGUCGUGAUUGAAAACUUGGCCUCUGCUAUUAAAAGCGAAGAGUUAACCAGGGCUUCAUUCAGAGCUAUUUUUGCGAUCACGGCUAAGAAUAAUGUGAUACUGGAUGAUGCACAGAAAGGAGUUAUUCUGGAGGCGGCCAAAUUCCAUGAAGAGGUUCCAGAUAUUCAGGAUAAGUUUCUGGCGAUUGCGUACAAUAUAAUUCCAACAAUCGAAGAAGAAUCGGACACGUUCGCCAGUGUUUCUCUCUGUCAGCAUAUCCAAACAGUCAUGAAGAGAUAUGCUGUUCAUGAGAACAUAAUCUUCGAAUGUCUACAGGUCAUACUUUUGAUCUCAGCUCACAGAUUUGGAGCCAGGAACAUCUGUAAGGCAAAGAUGUUGCGAGUUCUGGCGGACUUAACUGGAAAGUACCCCGCUAAUUACAAAGCGGUGCUGUGGAUUAUGUGGGGGGUUUUGGCCUACAAGGAGAACCAAAAGGAUGCUAUGAGGGAACAUAUAGGAGUGUGGAUUUACAAUCUUGCGGACACUGCUCAGAAGAAGGAGGUUCUCUUGGAACCCUUCACCGCCUGCCUUUGGACACUUUCCAACUACAAACAGAAUCUGGAGGACUUCAAAAAGGUAUCCGGAAUUGACCUACUUUUGCACAUAGUGCACGACUACCAACAGGAGCCGAGAAUCCUACGCAACUGCUGCAUGGCACUCGCAAAUGCAGUAGAGGCGGACGAAAUCUGCGCUUACUCGGUGAUCGCGAGCAAAAUAGACGAUCCCUUCAUAGUGUUGCGUAAUAUUUACAAACCGAACCGUGAUAACCCUGAGUUUGUGGAGGCUUACGCGACUCUUCUAGCUGAGUUGUCGAGUUAUGAUGAAAUCAGGUAUGAGCUGCACAGGCUCAAUUUCCUGGAGUUGAGCAAAGAAAUUGAGGUGUUCUACUCGGCGUCCGAGUUGAUUGUAAAAACAGCCUCGAAAGCUACUGCCAAUUUGGAAGCAUACAAGCUAGAGGUGAAAUGAACAAGCGAAGUAUACUGAACCCUAACGAACCCCUUUAAUUAGAUUUCAUGACAUUAACAUGAGUGUAAUUUGUACAUAGUGUAAAGUGUGCAUUCUACUUUUCAGUUUAAAAAUCUAUCUUUAGGCUAAAAUGAAGUUUUUCUGUUCAAUAAAAAAAGAACAAUUGUCAUUCGCGUGCAUCAUUGUUGAAUAUUUCUCUAUAUUGUAAAUGCUGUAUAUAUUCUGCUGCAAUUAGUAAUAAAUAUGCAAAUAGAAAUGCAACACCAUGUGUUGAAAUAAAUUGUUUAACACAUCUA